AUGAUGGGGAUUGUGGGCCCAUCGGACUGGGACUUUGGGCCCACCUCCUCGGAGCCGCUUGAGCUGCACCCGAGGCUUGUUUCUCAGUCUCUCGUCAUUCCAGAGAAAUUCCAGCACAUCUUGCGAGUGCUCAACACCAACAUAGACGGGCGACGGAAGAUCGCCUUUGCCAUCACCGCCAUCAAGGGGGUGGGCAGGCGUUACGCCCACGUGGUGCUGAGGAAGGCCGACAUUGACCUGACCAAGAGGGCCGGUGAACUCACGGAAGACGAGGUGGAGCGCGUCAUCACCAUCAUGCAGAACCCCCGGCAGUACAAGAUCCCCGACUGGUUCCUCAACAGGCAGAAGGAUGUCAAGGACGGGAAGUACAGCCAGGUCUUGGCCAACGGGCUGGACAACAAGCUCCGGGAGGACCUGGAGCGCCUGAAGAAGAUCCGAGCCCAUCGGGGCCUGCGCCACUUCUGGGGCCUGCGUGUCCGUGGCCAGCACACCAAGACGACCGGCCGCCGUGGCAGAACCGUGGGCGUCUCGAAGAAGAAGUAA
This is a messenger RNA of Varanus komodoensis (Komodo dragon), 543 nucleotides long. RefSeq names its product ribosomal protein S18 (gene RPS18). Lineage: Eukaryota; Metazoa; Chordata; Lepidosauria; Squamata; Varanidae. Bases 1 to 543 code for a protein of 180 amino acids. The record is from RefSeq and is a predicted model, not a curated record. Gene Ontology annotation, cellular component: cytosol; small ribosomal subunit; ribosome. Gene Ontology annotation, molecular function: RNA binding; structural constituent of ribosome. The transcript is spliced from 6 exons. Gene Ontology annotation, biological process: translation.